AUGGCCGGGAGGGCCCUUUCGGCGAGGCUCGGUCGUGCGAACGGGUGUCAUACGCAUGUCGUGUGCGAUCGUGCCUCGGUAUUGCGCUUUCUCGGUUUAUUUUGGUUUUGUACUAAGUUUCAAAACAUUUUGUUUGCAGUUAACGUGAAAUGGGGAAAAGAGAAAUUUGAUGGUGUGGAGCUUAACACUGACGAACCUCCAAUGGUCUUCAAAGCCCAGUUGUUUGCACUGACUGGAGUUCAGCCAGCUAGACAGAAGGUUAUGGUCAAAGGAGGAACUCUGAAGGAUGAUGACUGGGGGAACAUAAAAAUAAAGAAUGGGAUGACCUUAUUAAUGAUGGGUUCCGCAGAUGCGCUUCCAGAAGAGCCAGUUGCUCGACCCGUCUUUGUAGAAGACAUGACAGAGGAGCAGUUGGCUUCAGCUAUGGAAUUACCGUGUGGAUUGACAAACCUUGGCAACACUUGCUACAUGAAUGCUACAGUUCAGUGUAUCCGCUCGGUGCCAGAAGUGAAAGAGGCCCUUAAAAGGUAUGGUGGUGCCUUAAGAGCUUCAGGAGAAAUGGCCUCUGCUCAAUACAUUACUGCAGCUCUUAGAGACUUGUUUGAUUCCAUGGAUAAAACUUCCUCCAGUAUCCCACCUAUCAUUCUCCUGCAGUUUUUACAUAUGGCCUUCCCACAGUUUGCAGAGAAAGGCGAUCAAGGCCAGUACCUUCAACAGGAUGCCAAUGAGUGCUGGGUGCAGAUGAUGAGAGUACUACAGCAGAAGCUGGAAGGCAUAGAAGGUGAUGCAGUUAUGGAGACAGACUCUGGAGCUACAGCAGCAUCUUCUAAAAAGAAGAGUCUAAUUGAUCAGUUCUUCAGUAUUGAAUUUGAAACAGCCAUGAAAUGUACAGAAGCUGAAGAAGAGGAAGUAACUAAAGGAAAGGAAAAUCUGCUUCAGCUUAGCUGCUUUAUCAAUCAAGAAGUGAAAUAUCUGUUUACAGGACUAAAAUUGCGUCUUCAAGAGGAAAUCACCAAACUCUCUCCAACACUGCAGAGAAAUGCACUCUAUAUUAAAUCUUCUAAAAUUAGUCGCUUGCCAGCGUACCUGACUAUUCAGAUGGUUAGAUUUUUUUACAAAGAGAAAGAAUCUGUGAAUGCCAAAGUUCUUAAGGAUGUUAAAUUUCCUCUUAUGUUGGAUGUCUAUGAGCUGUGUACUCCAGAUCUUCAGGAAAAAAUGGUUUCUUAUCGAUCAAAAUUCAAAGAUCUAGAAGACAAAAAAGUAAAUCAGCAGCCAAAGAAUUCCAGUAAAAGUGAUGGUGCACAGAAAGAAGUUAAAUAUGAACCAUUUUCUUUUCCUGAUGAUAUUGGUUCUAAUAAUUGCGGCUAUUAUGACCUGCAGGCAGUGCUAACACAUCAAGGCAGAUCAAGUUCCUCUGGGCAUUACGUGUCUUGGGUUAAAAGGAAACAAGAUGAAUGGAUCAAAUUUGAUGAUGACAAAGUCAGCAUUGUUACACCUGAAGAUAUUUUGAGGUUAUCGGGGGGUGGAGACUGGCAUAUAGCUUAUGUUCUACUCUACGGGCCGCGCAGAAUCGAAGUACUUGAAGAUGAAGCUGAACAGUAGUCUUCAGUUUUAGUCAUUCUGCCUAGGUGUGAAAUAAAUGUUGAUUACUGAUCACUUCUUUAACCC
Charadrius vociferus (killdeer) is the source of this 1668-nucleotide messenger RNA. RefSeq names its product ubiquitin specific peptidase 14 (tRNA-guanine transglycosylase) (gene USP14). The transcript is spliced from 16 exons. The record is from RefSeq and is a predicted model, not a curated record. Gene Ontology annotation, biological process: regulation of proteasomal protein catabolic process; proteasome-mediated ubiquitin-dependent protein catabolic process; protein deubiquitination. NCBI's taxonomy places the organism in Eukaryota, Metazoa, Chordata, Aves, Charadriiformes, Charadriidae. Gene Ontology annotation, molecular function: cysteine-type deubiquitinase activity; proteasome binding; protein binding. Bases 1 to 1602 code for a protein of 533 amino acids.